AUGGCAGCUGCCCCACCUCCUGUGGAGAGACUAUUAGGUGAUUAUGGGGGAGCAAAUGCCCCGCUUGGAAGGAUGACAAUCGUAAAUCAACUAGUCAAUGUUGCCCACUUUCCACUUCACCCCUCAACGAUACGGCAACUCGAAAGGAGACCUUUCUCAGGGAAAAUUAACGAAGAUGCCAACAAGCAUUUGCAAAGGUUUCUGACUAUGACUACGUCGUUAAAGAUUGAGGGGCAUUCUGAGGAAGCUAAGAAGCUGGUCAUGUUUCCGUUUACAUUGUCAGAAGACGCUGAAGAGUGGUUCUACUCUUUACCUACUGGAAGCAUCACAACUUGGCAACAGAUGGAGACAACUUUUCUCAACGAGUACUUUCCGGCCUCUAAAUACAUCCGAAAGAGGUACGACAUAGUGAAUUUUAAACAGAAGGAAGGAGAGUCACUUGGAGAUGCGUAUAAGAGGUUCAAACGAUUGCUGAAUUUUGUACAUGGUCUUCGGAUGAAGACUAAGCAACUCAUUGACACAGCAACUGGUGGCUCAACGAACUUUACAACAGCCACUGGUAUUAAAAAGAUUAUAAAAGCCAUUGCAGCCAAUGAGCACCUGGAGUUGUAUGAUCGUAGUGUUAGUCAACCCGAAGGGAUAAUUGACCUGAAAUUGGCAAGUCAAGUGGUGAAGAUGGAAGAUCAAAUAGCAGCUGAAGUAGAAAGGAGACUGAAGAAGAUUGCGAUUGAUACUCAAAUUGUGGCACAGGGCGUUUUACCAAGUUCUACGGUUACUAAUCCAAGAGAAAAUAAUCAUGUGAAUGCGGUGACCGCAAGGAAUGGUAAGUCGAAAGAAGUACCUAAGAAGAGUUCUGAAGAAGAAGACUUAUUGCUUGAAGUUGAUCUAGAGAUAAAAGAAAAUGAGGUUGUAAAUGAAGAGGUUACUAGUGAUGAAAAAGUGGUCAAAUAUAAAGUUAUUGAUCCAAAACCGGCCGUCAAACUGCCAUUCCCAACAAGAAAUAAGAAGAAAAGGCAGCAUGAGAAAAACUUUGAGAAGUUCUUGGAUAUGUUUAAAAAGCUUGAGCUAAACAUUCCGUUCUUGGAGGCGCUCGAGCAAAUGCCUACCUACCCAAAGUUCAUGAAAGACAUCAUCUCGAAGAAGCGGACCAUAGAGACUAACCCGAUUAUUCUAACGGAAACUUGUAGUGUCAUUUUGCAGGGUAUGAAGGUCCCGGUGAAAAAGAAGGAUCGAGGUUCUGUGACUAUUCUGUGUACCAUUAGAGAUAGAUCCUUCAAGAAAGCUAUAAUUGAGUUGGGAGCGAGUGUAGGUCUUAUGCCGCUAUCCAUCUAUAAGAGAUUGGGGAUAGGUAAAGUUCAAGAUACAAGAAUGACACUCCAGUUUGCUGACCACUCUGUGAAGAGACCUUAUGGGAUAGUAGAAGAUGUGCUAGUAAAGAUCGACAAGUUUGGAUUUGGUACGUUUGGAAAGUCGAUGAUUUGA
Messenger RNA from Lathyrus oleraceus (garden pea), 1482 nucleotides. RefSeq lists its product as uncharacterized. Bases 1 to 1482 code for a protein of 493 amino acids. The transcript is spliced from 4 exons. The record is from RefSeq and is a predicted model, not a curated record. NCBI's taxonomy places the organism in Eukaryota, Viridiplantae, Streptophyta, Magnoliopsida, Fabales, Fabaceae.